Messenger RNA from Abrus precatorius (Indian licorice), 1541 nucleotides. RefSeq names its product PGR5-like protein 1A, chloroplastic. Gene Ontology annotation, cellular component: chloroplast thylakoid membrane. Gene Ontology annotation, molecular function: oxidoreductase activity, acting on iron-sulfur proteins as donors. Lineage: Eukaryota; Viridiplantae; Streptophyta; Magnoliopsida; Fabales; Fabaceae. The record is from RefSeq and is a predicted model, not a curated record. The transcript has 10 exons. Gene Ontology annotation, biological process: photosynthetic electron transport in photosystem I. Bases 153 to 1127 code for a protein of 324 amino acids.
AAAGGGAGAAUGAGCCGUUGCAAUUCCCUUCCCUCCACACGUUCGUUGUUGCCUUAUCUGUGGCUCUCUUCUUUAUUUCUCUCCCUCCAAUUGCCACAAAUAAUUAACAUUAACAGCGCCAACACCAACACACUGUUUUUUUAGUAAUCAUCAUGGCAAGCAAAUUAGCCUUCACAUUGACACACCCGCGUCCAUUCACUGCCCCAACACCAACACCCUUGAUUCCAAUCUCUUCCUUCUCCUCCAUUUCUGCUUCUAGAAUCCUCCUUAUUCAAUUCAAUGGCCGCCACUUAUGCCUUCGCCGCCGGUUAUUUGUGUUCUCCCCCAAGGCCACCACCGAUCAACAAGGCAAUGUUGAGAAAGAUGCUGUUGUUGAUAGUAAGAUCUUACCCUAUUGUAGCUUAGAUAAAAAAGAGAAGAAAUCAAUUGGUGAACUUGAGCAAGAAUUUCUUCAAGCACUGCAGGCAUUCUAUUAUGAGGGGAAGGCUAUUAUGUCAAACGAGGAAUUUGAUAAUCUCAAGGAAGAACUUAUGUGGGAAGGGAGCAGCGUUGUGAUGCUAAGUUCUGAUGAGCAAAAAUUUCUGGAAGCGUCUAUGGCUUAUGUGUCUGGAAAACCAAUCGUGAGCGACAAAGAGUUUGAUGAAUUGAAACUCAGGCUAAAGAUGGAAGGGAGUGAAAUUGUGGCUGAGGGUCCAAGGUGCAGUCUUCGUAGUAGAAAGGUUUACAGUGACCUUUCUGUUGAUUAUUUAAAGAUGUUCCUGCUGAACGUUCCAGCAACUGUGAUUGCAUUAGGAUUGUUCUUUUUCCUCGAUGAUUUAACUGGAUUUGAGAUCUCAUAUCUUCUAAAGCUUCCAGAGCCUUUUAGUUUCAUUUUCACUUGGUUUGCCGCUGUUCCCCUCAUUGUGUGGCUGGCUCAGUCAAUUACAAGUGCAAUUGUAAAAGAUUUUUUGAUUUUGAAGGGUCCCUGUCCUAACUGUGGCACUGAAAAUACCUCUUUCUUUGGAACUAUACUGUCAAUUUCAAGUGGCGAUUCCACCAACACUGUCAAAUGUGAAAGCUGUGGUACUAAAAUGGUGUAUGAUUCAACUACAAGAUUGAUUACAUUACCAGAAGGAAGUAAUGCUUAAAUGGAGUUACAUGCCCUGUACAAUCUUCUAGGAUCGCUGCUAAAUCUGUUGUAAGAUAUAUUCUCGAGCCUGCAUCUUCAUCAUAAUUUGUCUGUCGCGGGAUCUGUUCAAGAUCUGUAAGGACAUUCUGAUCUACAUAUUCUAUGUAUUCUUAUUUAUACAUACACGCAUGCUAGUACCACCAGCAAUGAGAUGAGAUCAUCAUAGGUAGAAGCUAGUGACUAAUUUAUCAAGUCAGGAAACUGCAUGGUCAUUGAUCCCCUAAAGGCUAUGAAAUUAUUGUGUGAUCUCUAAUGUAUAAUAAUGUGUUAUGUGCCACCACCAUAUCUAAUAGGAAGUUGUUAUUAUAAGAACUUUGUAUAGCAGAAUCGUCCAUUGGAGAGAUGAGUUAUGCGAGGAUUCUUAAAACCGUUG